Molecule: messenger RNA, 553 nt
Organism: Coregonus sp. 'balchen'
Lineage: Eukaryota; Metazoa; Chordata; Actinopteri; Salmoniformes; Salmonidae
Source: the annotation of a GenBank genome assembly
UUCACUAAGCUGAGAGACUUCCAGCUACUGGAGACUGCUCUCUUCUUCCUCAUGUCCUGGAGCACCUUCUUAAUGGCAGAGGCCUGUGGCUUCACAGGUAACCCUCAUCUUACUGUACCUCUACACACAGGUCAUGGUCCCACCCCACAGCUUAUUUUUCAUGACCCAGCUUAUUAUGGUUAAUCAUGAUGUGGGUAUGUGUCUGCAGGUGUUGUGGCGGUGCUGUUCUGUGGGAUCACUCAGGCUCAUUACACCUUCAACAACCUGUCCCCUGAGUCCCAGGAGAGGUCCAAACAGGUGAGGUCAACGUUUACCAUUGCAGUUAUUUACCGCAAGCUACUGUGGACAUCAAUGUCAUCUGCUAAAUGUUGACAUUCCAUCAGUGUCCCUGAAAUGUUGUUUUUGUGUUGUCCUGUAGUUGUUUGAGCUGCUAAGCUUCCUGGCGGAGAAUUUCAUCUUCUCCUACAUGGGUCUGGCCCUGUUCACCUUCCAGAACCACAUCUUCAACCCCACGUUCAUCGUCGGGGCUUUUGUAUCCUUACUCACACUAUAA